Molecule: messenger RNA, 4180 nt
Organism: Ahaetulla prasina
Lineage: Eukaryota; Metazoa; Chordata; Lepidosauria; Squamata; Colubridae
Product: T-lymphocyte activation antigen CD80-like
Exons: 8
Coding region: 404-1366 (320 amino acids)
Biological process (GO): T cell costimulation; cell surface receptor signaling pathway; immune response
Cellular component (GO): external side of plasma membrane
Source: RefSeq, a predicted model, not a curated record
CAAACCAUGGACUUAGUUUGAUCUGCCUUUCUCUUCCGCUUUCUUUCGGCCUUAGCCGUGGGUGUUGCCUUAUGCCGCGAUCGCUAGGCGCAACAACCCCUUAAAAAUCCUGGAGGAGGAAGAGGAAGAGGCCGGGGUGAUGUAUUUCCGAAUACAUAAAUAGUAUAUAGAACAACCUCCUGUUAAAGAACUCCUCUGUGAUGCAAAUUAGGCUGAGACAUCAUGACUGCUCGAAGCACCUGACGAUUUCCUCUGGUAUUAGGAGAGCCCCUUAACUGUUGUGCUGCAUGGGAAAAGAAAGCUAAUCUCACACCCCGCACAUUGCUCCAAAGGUCUCCAGUGGUUAGAAUAUCUUCAAGUUUAUCAGAUUCAAUCUAAUCCAAAUUUGAGGUAAACUGAAGAAAUGAUGCCUACGCCAAAGACCAAGCCACACUUGUUCAGCUUAAAGGGAUUUUUCUGGCUUUGUCUCUUUGAGCUUCUGCAUAGUAAUUCAGGUACUCUCAGUCAAGAAUUAAGAGUUGUAGUCCAAGCAGGAGAUGAAGCCAGGCUUCCUUGCGGUUACAAAAUCCCUAGAGGCAUACCUCUAGAAUCUUACUACAUCUACUGGCAAAAGCCUAUCCAUGGUAAACCAGACAUAGUUGUGAUUUCAUACAAGAAUGGUAAAGAAGUUGAAUUGGAAAAGGACCCAUCUUACAAGAACAGAUCAAAGUUAGAUGAGCAGAAUCUUACACUUUCAAUCUCCUCGGUGACAGUAAAUGAUAGUGGAAAAUAUAGCUGUGUUGCCAUAUUGAAAAGUGACGCCAAAGAAACAUUUACCCAUUUAUCUGUGAUAGUUCCAUUUAGUACACCUAUCAUCCUGAACAAUUUGUCCAGUGAACGUUGUGAUCCAACAAAUUUGACACUGAUGUGUUUUUCUCAUGGAGGUUCUUCAAAGCCAAAGAUGUAUGGAUCUAUCAAUGAAAAUCCAGUGAAUUGGACUGUCACAAGCAACCAAAGAUUUGGUCAUUUUAAUAUUACCGGCAUCUUACAGUUUAACAUGACAGAAAAUAUAUUGAUCCGGUGCUCAGUUCAUUAUUUAGAUUUCCAAGUGUCAACCAACUAUAGCUUGAAUAUGACAAAGAACUGUUCUGAACCCAGAACUGAAUUGCCACCAUUGCCACCAUUGCCACCUUUUGGGAUCAUCAUUUCUUCAACAGUGAUCCUGAUUUUUGUUCUAGCCGUGGUAAUGUUGGUAAUACUCCAGUGCUAUGUUCACAAGCAUUCAAGGUCCUCCACCACACAUCAGUCACUGGCAACAGAUGAAAUGAUACUAGAGGAGCAAUCUAGCGGGAAGACAUCUUCAGGGCUGGGGAGAUCUCCACCCUGAUUUUGAGUUGCAGCUCCCAGACUUAUUUUGGUAAGAGAUUCUGAUACUGAACUGGGAUGAAGAAUUCUCUAAACAGAAUUUAAUGGUGACUAUAAACCACAAACAUAUUUGAAGAUUUCCUUUUACAUACAUGAAGAUGGGUGAUAACUUUGUAUGGACUUGGAAGCUAAUCAGGACUGCAUCUGAGAAAGUCUUGAAUGACAAGUUGUAGACAAAACUAUAUGAUAGUCCUGGUAGAAGAAGACACUGUUUUCAAAUUGGAAAACAAGUUUGGAAAACGGGGGGAGGGGGGGGGGAAUCAGUGCAAAUCAUAUUCAAACUGCUGCGAAGAAAACUGAGAUGUUUGUUACGCUGGGGUUUUGUCUGUCAUUAAUGCUAUGGUAUUGGUUUUUGUUUUUUUUACUAAAAAUAACCUGACUAUGUGAAUCCUUUUUGUAUGAACUCUUUUUUGUCUUUUUUAUAAAAGAUGGUAGGGAUGCUUGGUGUUAAUAACAAUUGGAGAAGUAUAUAAGCCCAACAAAAAAAUGAUUAAAAUGUUAUGUUUGUACUCAUAUAAUCACCAGAGUACAGCGCAACUUGGAAAACUUGUUUUUUAAAAAAAAUAAAAAAUCUUGUACUGUAAAGUAGUGCCCUGAAAAAAUCUACAAUUAGUCCAAAAGUCAUUAAUCUUUGUGAACUGAUCCUUGCAAAAUAGAAUUUUAGAGUAAUAAAAAGAUGUUCUCAUGUGUCCUAGUAAUUCCAUCCAUUUAAUAGCAGAAGUAUGCAGGCUAUUAAUAUUGUUAUGAAACUUGGUAAUUCCUAGGAAUUAUAGUAUGCCUACUAUGUAGGUAAAUGUAGCUUUAUAUUUGGGAAACUUCCCUUAAAUGGAACUUGAACAUGAAUAAUCCGGCUUAUUUAUCAUGGAAAGCUGAACAAUGUAAGAAAUUAUGUAACUUAACUUGGUGCUAUAAAAUAAUCUACAAUUAAUAAACAUGCAAUUUUUUUUAUAGAAGGCAGGGUUUAUACUUUUGAUCAACUAAUAAUGAAAACAUUUAAUUGUAUUUGCUUUCAUUUUAAAGAACAAAUAUUAUAUUCUGUUAGUGAUUAAACAAUUCAAUAUGGAUAGAAGACUGGGAAUAGUUAAAUGCAGCAUCAGUUUAACGUCCUUGCAUUGCCACGAGAGAUCCAAGUCCAGUUCCUGUUGAAUUCUGUUGACCCUUAUCUAGCACCAAUUUAGUGCUGACCAUUAAUUGACUAGAUUCUAGCAUAUAGAAUAAAUCUUCUACGAUGCAAUCUUAUGAAUGGUCUGAUUCUUUGUAUCUGUCAAAAUGCAGUUAAGUAGCUCAUUCCAAUGGAAAAUAGUAGCUGAAUAGGUUAAACAGAGCAACAGGAUAAAUAGAUAUUCCUAUUAGUCUAUAUUAUGGAAAGUAUUGUUGACAUCAAUUCUCAAACUAUAUACAAACCUUAGAUUACAUUUAAUGCAACAAAAAAUAUUUAAGAUCUACUGAAUUUCAUUGAAAUUUCAUCAUGGUGAAGAUUCCCUCAGAUUGUUCUAUUUAAAUGUUUGUACAGUAUCUUAUAACAAGUCAUUUUAGAAACAGUAAUUAACAUAUUAUUCAAUUUUGAGACAAGUUCUUUUCAACCGUAGUCUAUCAAAAUUGACAUUUAGACAAAGAAACUAGACACUGCCAUGCUGACAAUUUUGACUAUUUUUCUAACAUUACAAAAAUAAAUAUAUGCCCCCAACUAUGUAAUGGGCUGCAGAAAUGAUGUUAAUAACUUAAAAUACAUCAUCUACUAGCAUAAUUACACAUGAAUAAUUGCAAUGAAAUGCUUAUGUAUUAACUACUGCAUGUAUGUGUCAGUGUACAUUCUGUAUUUUUUUAAAAAAUUUUAAUAAUUGCGUCUAUUCAUUUUUUUUAAAUUUAAUUAAUAAAACCUAAAAAAGUUAUUUUAAAGCUGUAUUAUUAGGUAUUGCUGUAGCCACAGUUUACUGGUCAUCUGUAUAAUCAAUUUACUGCUGCUUUAAAUGUGUGCCUCAGGCUUAUGCAACAGGAUUUUAAUGAACUAAAAGAGUGUCUGGUAACAUACCUUGAUAUGCAAAACAAUUAGAAAAUACUAAACUGUCUUAGAUGGUAGAGAUUGAGUUAUCUAUAGACAUGGAUUACGAAGAGCCACCUGGUUUUCAGAAGAACUCCAGAAUAACACUAAAUAAAAAUGAAGAGUAAACUCAAAUGAACACAGGUAACAGACUUUACUAAUACCUAAUAAAGGGAGUGAACCGUUAUUUCUUUGUCCUUAACUUUUUUUUGCAGAAUGUCAACUAAUGCCUUAAUAUGGUAACCUAUUAUCCUCUGGGUAAGGAAUAGUUAUUGGAAUUUUUGCAGCACUGAUGUAAGGACUACUGUAGGCUGGAUAAAUUGCCUUGAAUUUGUUGGAAUGAGAUCUAUUAUUUAUCUUAGGCGUCAUAGGUUAUCAGUAGUAGCUGCUUUUCUAAUCCCUGUAUGCUACCCAGUCAUUGUUGUGAGAUGGUUGAUCAUAAAAAUCAUUUAAAUAAGCAGGAAGGAUAGAGAGAGAAUAUUAAAUUGAGAGAGGGAUAUGCUAAAAAGUAAAAAUGUGAACAUAAAUUACUUAAGACACUUAAAGUAUUAUUAUACUUUAAUUCAGGUGAGUUGUCACAAAUACCACAUUCCAGUUUCAUUUGAAAAUGGCUCUUGAUUUCACAUCUCAUUGUAGAUACUCUCUCAAAGGUUUUGCUUUUGAACAGUCAACUGUAUCACACAAUUUUCUUUUCAUUAAGCUUUUAUUCUUCCCUUUAUGAAUAGUCUCAUCCAA